AUUAAUUAAUUUUGUAAAAUAUUAUUUGAGUCGAAACAUGUCUGAAAGCAAUAAUGACGAGUCAAAUGAUAAUGAAUUGAAUGAAAAAAUCGGAAGUUUAAGACAGAAAUUUCUCAACAGUUAUAAUGAGGAUAACGACAGACUGUAUGAUGACUGCGAUGUCCGAAGAGUACAGAAAUGUGAUUGGCUUUUGAAACGGUAUUUGUUGGCCCAUAACUGUAACCAAGAGUUGGCGCUAAACAACUUGAAAGAUACACUCGAGUGGAGAAAAUCGUUUGGAGUUAACCAGAGAACUGACGCCUACUUUCCCGACGACUUCUACAAAAUCGGUGGUCUUUUUCAAUAUAAUUGCGACAAAACGGGUCUUCCAUUACUGUAUAUCCGGAUCUGUGUUCACCGUAAAGUACAAGAAUUGGCUCAAUUAGUCAAAGAGUUUUUUGUGCAUAAAGUUAAUCAAAUUGACGUAUCAAGUGGUGGCCAAUGGGUUCUAGUGUUUGACUGUACCGCUAGCGGUCUGUCCAACGUAGACAUGGAUUUCUCACGGUUUAUGAUUGAUGUAUUGCAAAACUACUUUCCAAAAUCAUAUAAAUAUGUAAUCAUUUAUGAGAUGCCGUGGCUUUUGGCCACUUUUUGGAAAAUCUCGCGAAUGUGGCUCUCGGAAGAGGAUCGGCAACAAAUCAAAUUGGCCAGUGGUCAAGAAAUUUUUACAUUUAUUGACGCCAAACAAGUUCCCCAACACAUACAGGGCGGUCAAUGCUUGCAAAACAUUUAUAGAGUACCCGACGGUGUCUUACCGGCCGAACAGUUAAAGCACUUGAAGUUUACUGAAGAACAGAUCCGACACUUUCGGACCGUUUUUAAUAUACAACAAAAUGACGAUAAAUCAGAAUAUAUUAAUAACAACUAAUAACCAUAUGUUUUGAUAUUAAUUAUUAAUUAA
Oppia nitens is the source of this 940-nucleotide messenger RNA. RefSeq names its product motile sperm domain-containing protein 2-like. The transcript has a single exon. Bases 38 to 907 code for a protein of 289 amino acids. The record is from RefSeq and is a predicted model, not a curated record. Lineage: Eukaryota; Metazoa; Arthropoda; Arachnida; Sarcoptiformes; Oppiidae.